CCCCACGGGCCCCACAACCCCCGAGACUCCCCGCUCUUGGCUCUCGCCGGCUUUUUCUAGACCCUCUGUCUGUCCGCUGGGGGCGCGCGCAGUGUAUGGCAGGCGGCACUGGCGCUGGCGGCCGGGUGCGCGGGUCACGCGUGGUAGUGCGUGGUUGCUAGGGGCGCCUGAGGCCGCCUGCUAACCCAGCAGGCCGAGGGAGGAAGUAGCGUGGAGCUGGUGUCGAGCUGGGGCGAAGCUGGAUGCCCUAGUUUCAAAUAGACUGUCUUCAAUUGAGCUCACUAAUACUUUCCUCUGCUUGAUCUAUUGUGUAGUUAAGAGCCUCUAGUAAAUUUUUCAGGUCACUACCUCUUCUUCAACACUAGAUGGUGUCUUAGACCCAGACUGACAGACUUCAGGAUGCAGCUGCUACUGCUGGAGGUGUGUGGCACCUUACCUGGGCCAGGUCAUGAGAUCGUGUGGCCAUGAUGUGGGCCCCUCAUGGCCUCAGCAGGAACGGAGCACUACAGCAUUGGCCUCCGCCAGAGAAACAGCUUCAAGCAGAGUGGUCCCCCAGAGACAGUGCCUGCCGCGCCACCUGAGAAACCCUCUGAGGGCAAAGUCUGGUCUCAGGCCCAUCAGCAAGUGAAGCCAAUCUGGAAGCUGGAGAAGAAGCAGGUGGAGACACUGUCAGCAGGGUUGGGCCCAGGCCUCCUGGGCAUCCCCCCCAAGCCAGCAUAUUUCUUUUGCCCCAGCACUUUAUGUAGCUCUGGGACCACAGCUGUCAUUGCAGGCCACAGCAGCUCCUGUUACCUACACUCUCUCCCAGAUUUGUUCAACAGCACCCUGCUAUACCGCCGCUCCAGCUCUCGGCACAAACCGUACCAGCAGCUGGAGUCUUUCUGCUUGCGUUCAAGCCCAUCAGAAAAAAGCCCUUUUUCUCUCCCUCAAAAGAGCCUCCCUGUCAGUCUCACUGCCAAUAAGGCCACUUCUUCCAUGGUCUUCCCCAUGGCCUCCUCAUCCACAGAACCAUACCUCUCCUUGGCCGCGGCUGGGGAAAACCCUUCAGGGAAGAGCCUGGCCUCUGCCAUCUCAGGGAAGAUCUCAUCUCCACUGUCUUCCUCCUAUAAGCCCAUGCUGAAUAAUAAUUCCUUCAUGCGGCCAAAUAGCACGAAAGUGCCUUUAUCACAGACCACAGAGGGCCUGAAGCCAGUAUCCUCACCCAAGGUCCAACCCAUCUCUUGGCAUCAUUCAGGGGGUACUGGAGACUGUGUACUGCAGCCUGUUGACCAUAAGGUGCCCAAAAGCAUUGGCACUUUCCUAGCUGAUGCCAGUGCCCAUAUCGCCUUGUUUACCCCUAGCUCUGACGACACAUCCGCCACCAGUGUUGCCUCUUCCUGGUAUAACCGGAAUAACUUAGCCAUGAGGGCAGAGCCACAUUCCCGUAGUCUGGAUGACAGCUCUGAUUCCCAGGCUCCAACUAAAGAGAUUCGGUUCACUGAGGCUGUGAGAAAGUUGACCGCAAGAGGCUUUGAGAAGAUGCCAAGGCAAGGCUGCCAGUUUGAACAGUCUAGUUUCCUGAACCCCAGCUUUCAGUGGAACCUCAACAGGAGCAGGCGGUGGAAAUCCCCUGCGGUCAAUCAGCAGUUUCCUCAGGAGGAUGCUGGAUCAGUCAGUGGGGUCCUCCCUGGUUCCUCGGAUACCUUGGGGUUGGACAAUACAGUCUUCUGUACCAAACGCAUCAGCAUUCACCUCCUUGCCUCACAUGCCAAUGGGCUCAAUCACAGCCCUGCCUGUGAAUCUGUAACUGACCCCCCAGCAUUUGGAGAAGGCAAAGCUCCAGGUCCCCCUUCUCCUCAAACCCUUGGCAUAGCCAACGUGGCCACUCGCCUCUCUUCCAUCCAGCUGGGCCAGUCUGAGAAGGAGAGACCCGAGGAGGCCAGGGAGCUGGACUCAUCUGGUAGGGAUAGUAGUUCAGCUACUGACCUCCAGCCAGACCAGACUGAGACUGAAGAUACAGAAGAAGAACUAGUAGAUGGUUUGGAAGACUGUUGUAGCCAUGAUGAGAAUGAAGAGGAGGAGGGAGACUCAGAGUGCUCCUCAUUAAGUGCAGUCUCCCGCAGCGAAUCGGUGGCUGUGAUCUCUCGAAGCUGUAUGGAAAUUCUGACCAAACCCCUUUCCAAUCAUGAGAAAGUUGUCCGACCAGCCCUCGUCUACAGUCUCUUUCCCAACGUUCCCCCUACCAUCUAUUUUGGCACUCGGGAUGAGAGAGUGGAGAAACUUCCCUGGGAGCAGAGGAAGUUGCUCCGAUGGAAGAUGAGCACAGUGACCCCCAACAUUGUCAAGCAGACCAUUGGACGGUCCCACUUUAAAAUCAGCAAAAGAAACGAUGACUGGCUGGGCUGCUGGGGUCACCACAUGAAGUCUCCUAGUUUCCGAUCCAUUCGAGAGCAUCAGAAGCUAAACCAUUUCCCAGGCUCGUUCCAGAUUGGGAGAAAGGACCGGCUAUGGCGGAACCUGUCACGCAUGCAGAGCCGCUUUGGCAAAAAGGAGUUCAGUUUCUUCCCCCAGUCCUUCAUCCUGCCCCAGGAUGCCAAGCUCCUGCGCAAAGCGUGGGAGAGCAGCAGCCGCCAAAAGUGGAUUGUGAAGCCACCAGCAUCAGCCCGAGGCAUUGGCAUCCAGGUUAUUCACAAGUGGAGUCAGCUCCCCAAGCGAAGACCCCUCCUGGUACAGAGGUAUCUACACAAACCCUACCUCAUCAGCGGCAGCAAGUUUGACCUGCGGAUCUAUGUUUACGUCACUUCCUAUGAUCCUUUGCGGAUUUACCUCUUUUCAGAUGGACUGGUCCGCUUUGCCAGUUGCAAGUAUUCCCCUUCCAUGAAGAGUCUUGGCAAUAAGUUCAUGCACCUGACCAACUACAGUGUCAAUAAAAAGAAUGCCGAGUACCAGGCCAAUGCAGAUGAAAUGGCUUGCCAGGGCCACAAAUGGGCACUGAAGGCUUUGUGGAACUACCUGAGCCAGAAGGGAGUCAAUAGCGAUGCCAUCUGGGAGAAGAUAAAAGAUGUUGUUGUCAAAACCAUCAUCUCGUCAGAGCCCUACGUGACCAGCCUGCUCAAGAUGUAUGUGCGGCGGCCCUAUAGCUGCCAUGAACUAUUUGGUUUUGACAUCAUGCUAGACGAAAACCUCAAGCCCUGGGUCCUGGAAGUCAACAUUUCCCCAAGUCUCCACUCCAGCUCUCCACUGGAUAUCAGCAUCAAAGGCCAGAUGAUUCGUGACCUUCUGAACCUGGCCGGUUUUGUCCUGCCCAAUGCAGAGGAUGUCAUUUCUAGCCCCAGCAGCUGCAGCAGCUCCACCACCAGCCUCUGCUGUAGCCUGCCCACCUCCCCCGGGGACAAAUGUCGAAUGGCUCCAGAGCAUUUCACUGCACAGAAGAUGAAGAAAGCCUAUUUUCUGACCCAGAAAAUUCCUGAUGAGGACUUCUAUGCAUCUGUGCUGGAUGUCCUGACACCAGACGAUGUUCGGAUUCUGGUUGAGAUGGAAGAUGAGUUUUCUCGCCGUGGUCAGUUUGAACGAAUUUUUCCUUCUCAUGUCUCCUCUCGUUAUCUCCGCUUUUUUGAGCAGCCACGAUAUUUCAACAUUCUCACCACCCAAUGGGAACAGAAAUACCAUGGCAACAAGCUCAAAGGAGUAGAUCUGCUCCGGAGUUGGUGCUACAAAGGGUUCCACAUGGGAGUUGUCUCUGAUUCUGCUCCAGUGUGGUCUCUCCCGACAUCACUUCCAACUGUCUCAAAGGAUGACGUGAUACUCAAUGCCUUCAGCAAAUCAGAGACUAGCAAGCUGGGAAAACACAGCUCCUGCACAGGAAGUCUGCUACUCACUGAAGAUGGGACCACACCCAAGUCCAAGAAGACCCAAGCUGGCCUUUCCCUUUAUCCCCAGAAACCAAGUUCCUCAAAGGACAGUGAGGACACCAGCAAAGAGCCCAGCCUUUCCACCCAGGCGUUACCUGUGAUCAACUACUCUGGGCGGACUUCAAGACUUGCUGCUCCUUCCACUUUCCAGUCAGGCAGUGACUCCCUCCUGGCUGUGAGCCCAUAAUUGGCCUCUCUCCACAAGCCUCUGCCCAGGAGUAUGGGCAUCAGCUACCUCACAGGAACCGGCCUGCUGACCAGCCUGAACCCCUUCCCGCUUCACCCUGUCCCUCCUCAGAGUAUUUUUUGAAGUGAUUGCAUUAUAGAGAUGAGUAUGUGUAGGACCAGAGGGAUGGUGGUGAUGGGGAGAAGGUGAGGAAGGGCCACCCUCUGUCACCUGUCCGCCUGGCUGGCACCUCCUAUCUCAGCAGAGAAGCCAGUGAUGGCCACGCAGCCUUAUAAAGCAGGUUUUGGUUUCUACCUUAAGUGAGCCAUGUGGUUUGUUUGGGGCCUUGGUGCAGUUGCUGAGUUGUAGCUCAAGAGGAGAAAACAUAGAGAACAUGUAUGGGCCAGAAGUCCUUUGUUCUGAAUUGGAGGGGGCCUUCUGAGACCCUCAUUUCCUUAGAUCUUCCCUCCCCCUCUCCCACCCCCUGUCCCGAGGAGAAAGCGUCGACCUUCUGCAGUGGACAGGCGAAGAGGCCGCAGCGUGCUGAACCCAUUUCCUGUCACCUCGGUCUUGGAUCCUAGCCACCCAAGACUAGGAUCUUGGCCUACAAAGGCCCAAGAUGCCUAUUCGAAGGCAUCUUCACCGCCUCCUUCCAAAUACUCACCUUGCCAGCAGCCCUAGGUCUUCCUGUUCUGUCCCCCCAUCACUGCUCGUUCAGCCUUCUGACGUCUCUCGUGGACAGCUCCUCUUUAGCUGUGAUGUGUAAGAGGGUCUGUGACCUUUGUGAGUUUCCCAUGGCCCCAGUGAAGGAGCCCAGAUAAUCCCAGUAGCUGUUACCUGUCUCCCUGUAUUAAAGGACAGUCCAGGGAGAGGGCGGAAGGGGAUGAGGUUUCUCUACAAUCCAACAAACGUGGUUUCUCAUGUUCUGCCCUACAGCAAGCAGGGUCUGGUGGCUUGGCAGGUGGGUUUCAGGAGCAGUCACUAUUGUGGGAUGGGCUUCCAAUGAGACUUCAGACUAAACUCUUGUACUCAACUGAUUCUACCUCCCUCCUGUAGACUCAGUAAACAGUGAAUAUUCAGUAAAUGUUGACUGAGUGAACUGUAUUUACAGAGAUCUCAAAGGACCCCCAGCACUUGAACCAGAAGUUCCACUUCUCUCUCAUCUGGGGAUGAGAAAGUGGAGCCUUGGGGCAGAACAGGUGGAAGAGUUUGAAUCAGAAAGGUUUUCUCUGGAGCUGUGCUCCUUCCUAACCCAGCACUUCCUGGGUUGCUGCUUGCCUCCACCCCAGCCCCUGCAGUCCCUUUUCUUAGUUUUUUCCAGCAGUGGCACAUAUAAGAAGCCAAAUGGUCCCAUGUCCCUGCUACUCAGGUUUUCUCUUUGCAUAUCAGGCAGAAAGCUCAGCUACUUGGUCUCACCCUGUACCGUAGCUGCCCUUGUUCUCUCUGAGCUUUGGAAAGAUAGAGACUCCCGUGUUUCAUGGCUCUGGGAGCUCUGUGGCAAGUUGGGGUGGAGUCCUGGAAAGAUCACUGAGAGGCCUGACUGGGUUCAAGGCCACAGAGUAGGUGGUGUCUGGCCAGUCCUAAGGCCAUGUUGACAGUUGUGAAGAAAGUUUGGUGGCAAAGUCCUGGGCAUCAUUGUCUGCUCUAUAAUGACUUUAAAGUCGGGCCAUAAUGGGAGAGGUCCUUGAUAGUCGUCCUAUUGGAUCUUUUCUGAUGUAAUUGAAGCGGCCCAGCUCUUCAGUCCUCUGGCUGCAAUAUUCUAGUGCAGAUAUGACACAGGGUAUCUGCUGCCUUCCUAAGAGAAAAUGAGCCACCUGCCUGGCAGCUUUGUUGUGGCUGGGCCUUCUCCACAAGGACUUAGGCAUGGAGGCGUGUUUGAGCUGGUUUACUUCAUAAAAACCAACUUCUUUGGCUUGCCCUCUGAGAAUCUUGUACAACGUAGCCAAUCUAUUUCCAUUCCCAUAACUGGAGAGGGAACCAGUUGCUGAAUGAGGGUAUUGAGUAAAGUUUGGUGGGGGAAGGGAGAAGGACUUAGGAAAUGAAGUCCUUAUGAUCAAUGAAAGUCUUAAAUGUGCAAUGGAAAGACAGUGCUCUUAGUAGUUUAAAACAUGUUUGUACAUCAAUAAAUUGUCAUCACAUUUGAGUAUCUGAUAGAUGUGGGAGUUUUGCUGGGUAGGAGAAAGGAAUGGGACUUACUGUAUCACAUUUACCUUUCAUUCUUUUUUAUAUAGAGACGGGGUUUCACCUUGUUAGCCAGGAUGGUCUUGAUCUCCUGACCUCGUGAUCCGCCCACCUCUGUCUCCCAAAGUGCUGGAAUUACAGGCGUGAGCCACCGUGCCUGGCCACCUUUCACUCUUGAGAGAAAAUUAAAUCUUAUUAAGCAUUCGGCAUAUGUACGUUUGCAUUGAAUACCCGCCAUUGUGAGGUAUUCAGCUAGGUAGGCGUUUUCGAGAAGGAAUGAGAUUUUUUUGGAAAGUUAAAUUUGGGUGUAUAGUAGAAUAAAUGUUUGUCAGAGCAUGUCAAAUGCUUUCCUAAGUUGAUAACUUACCUACUCUAUUUGGAGGAAGGGAAGCGAGUGUCCUGAGACAAGGAAUGAAGUGCAGGAUAUUUCUAGAGUAGUGGAGUAAGGUCUUGGGGUGGAAAGUGGAGGAGGGCAGUCACUGCUGACUUCACAUCCACUUAAGAAUGCUGAAAAACUCAGUUGCUUAGAACAAAUACUAAUGAUGAGAGAGCAUUGUGUCAGGAAGGAUAGGAACCUUGAAUCAGGCCGACCUUGGGUUUAAAUCCCAGUUCUGCCACUUACUGUGUGACCUUGGGUGUGUCAUCUAACUUUUAAGUCUCCAUUUCUUUGUAGUGUGAAUAUAAUACCAACAUUGCAGGGUUGUGAAGGUUUAAACCAAAUGUAGUAAAAGUACUUAGGACAUAGAGGGCACUUUGCAAGGUCACACCUUCCUCCACUUGCUGUCUAAGCCUUGAGCCCUCGGUGGGAAGAGACAGGCAAGAAAUAUAAAACCCUUUCCUCCAGGAAGUGGAGCUGCCAUUGAGAUGUUUUAGAAGUGAAGAAGCCAUAACAGUCUAGAUAGCUCAUGGCCCUCACCCUCACCCCAGUGCACACACAAACAUCAUCGUUAUUCAGCCUCCUAUUAUGUUAUUACUCUACUGGGGAUUUAUUUCUUUGGCUAAACACUUUACAGGCAGAGCACAGAUCCCUGAGAAAGAAAGCACAGUAAGCAUUAGAAGUAUGUGAACUGAGUGAGAUUAUUAAAUUAUUUCAAGAGCAGCUUUGAUAAGAAAGGGAGAGCAAGCACAGUGGGUGUCAGGUGUCUGGACAGGGGAGGAGCAGGGUACAGAAAGUAAGAGACCCUGAUUGGAACUGGAGCCAAAGAGGAAAUACAUAGACCUAACAGCUGUACCAAGGGGCAGUUGUCAUUACAGGUACAUUUUCUUGGUGUCAGGCUGUUUGGCUGAGGGUGACUAUCCCCCCCCACCCCCCAGUCAAAGGACAUACGUGAUGGCUUCUGGGACAAUCCAGCACUGCUGAGGGCCAGUGAAGGAGACUGAUCAUCUGGAUACAAAGACCUUUCUACUUCCUCCUCAGCUGAAUUAGUUACCCAAGAUAGGUGACCAACAAAGGCAGCCAGGGGAUCUCCUCUCCUGGCCUCCCCUUGAUUUGUAAGAUUAAGGCCUACCUCUGAUUGCUGUUCAGAUCCCCCAGCUGCUUUGAGACUUGGAAACACUGAUGGUUUUCAGAUGGCUAAGGGAGCUCCAUUUCAUGCCACCUGAGAUUAUAACCAAGCCUUUUCCAACCUUUCUUGGCCUUUUAGAGUCCCCCUGUAGCAGAGUUUGCACGCUGAUUAAUAUCCAGGUAUCUAUACCAUCUCAUUUGGCUUGCCCCUUCACUAAAUUUGGAUCAGUGAAAGUUGCAAACAGUCAUAUGUUGCUCUUGGCAGAUGUUUCACAGGUGAAAGAACACAAGGAGGGUCAAUAGCAGGUGGUGGUUUUCUAGAACCCAUCUGUGUCGUAAUUACAACAGACUGAGAUACAUGGAAUGCCAGGGACUGCCACAGGCAAAGCUAACAAAAUUUUGAGAAGAUAUUUAAGUUUCAAUUAGUAAACUGGGGACACCAAAGCCUACCUCAUAGAAUGGGGUUUCAUAUGGGACUAGAAUAUGGGCGGAAAGCACCUAGCAAGGUGCCUGAUAAUGUAUGAUACAGAUUUAAAAUAGUGGAUUCUAAAACUGACCAAAACUACCACAAAAAGCAUUUAAAGUAAAAGUACUUUAACAUGCAACAGUAUUACAAUACGAUUACAAUAGCAUGUUAAUAUUACAAAACUAUGGUAAAAUAUACUUUGAUUUUAUCCAUGAAUUAAAGCUGAGGAUGUAUUGAGAUAAUUAGCUUAGAUAGAUUAAAGCACAUAUCAGUAGUCAGAGAAGAGCAAUUUAAACUGCAAGAUACCACUUAACACCAAAGUGGCUCAAAUUUAAGACUGAAAAUGCCAAGUGUCAGUAUGAUACUGAGAUACUGUGAAGCCGCUGAUGGGAAUGCCAAAUGGUGCACUGGAAAGCAGCUUGGUAGUUUCUUAUAAAGUGAAACAUGUCGUUAACAUAGGACCUAGCACUUCCACUCUGGCAGGCAAAUGUUCAUAGUAGCUUAUUCAUAGUAGCCAAAGCUUAGAAACAACUGUAUGUCCAAGAAUUAGUGAAUUAACGAACUGUGGUAUCUCUGUUCAAUGGAAUGCUCUUAGAUAUGAAAAAGGAAAAGAGUUUGGGUGCUGUGGCUCACACCUGUAAUCCCAGCACUUUGCGAAGCCAAGGCAGGAGGAUCACUUGAGCCCAGGAAUUCAAGACCAGCCUGGGCCAACACACUAGGACCCUGUUUCUACAAAACAAAUAAAUACAAAUAAAAAAGGAAUGAAUUGAUUCAUGUAACACCAUGCAUGAAUCUAAGCAUAUUCCUAAGCAAGAAGAAGCCAGAAACAGAAGACAUGCUUUAUUAUUCCAUAAUCCAGAAAAUGCAAACUAUAGUCACAGAAAGCAGGUGAGUGCUUCCAUGGACUAUAGAUGAGGAAGGGGUAGACUGUAAAGGGCACGGUGGGAAGAUUCUGUAUCUUGAUUGUGGUGGUGGACACAUGACUAUGUACAUUUGCUGGAACUCAUCAAAUUGUGCACUUAGAAUGGGGGAGUAGUAUUGUACGUAAGUAAAUAAAGCUGAUUUAAAA
Sapajus apella (tufted capuchin) is the source of this 9276-nucleotide messenger RNA. RefSeq names its product tubulin tyrosine ligase like 4 (gene TTLL4). The coding region runs from base 481 to 4077 and encodes 1198 amino acids. Gene Ontology annotation, cellular component: cilium. Gene Ontology annotation, molecular function: tubulin binding; tubulin-glutamic acid ligase activity. The transcript is spliced from 21 exons. Lineage: Eukaryota; Metazoa; Chordata; Mammalia; Primates; Cebidae. The record is from RefSeq and is a predicted model, not a curated record. Gene Ontology annotation, biological process: protein polyglutamylation; microtubule cytoskeleton organization.